Didymosphaeria variabile is the source of this 342-nucleotide messenger RNA. RefSeq lists its product as uncharacterized. The record is from RefSeq and is a predicted model, not a curated record. Lineage: Eukaryota; Fungi; Ascomycota; Dothideomycetes; Pleosporales; Didymosphaeriaceae. Bases 1 to 342 code for a protein of 113 amino acids. The transcript has 3 exons.
AUGGCUUCGCUUCCACCUUUGAAUGGCGGCGACGACCAGAACGUAAUAUCAUACAUGACCUCCCUCAAAGCCCCCCCGCUGGGUCCGCGAGACGCUCGAAAUGCACAGGUGUACUCCACGUACACCUCGUACCAGCACUACAAUGGGGUCACGGGUGAGGGCCUUAUCAUCGCCCAGUUUCAGACUGGCUAUGUUGGCUCGGCCGAGGCACGCGUGCCUCCGUUCUCUGCUGCCUCUAUGACUGGUGAUGCGUACGAGCGCCAGGAUGCUGGAGUCAACACCGCUCGCCAGGAGCUCCAGCGUGAGUCGGAGACUGGAGAGAAUAUGGUGCCAGAGCUAUAG